AUGGACGGCGCGUCGCCGCUGGAGCAGUACCUGGAGCACUGCGGAGGGCAAUUCAAGGAUGACCUCUCAAGUAGUCCUCAGCUGUUUACUCCCAUGAGCCCUUAUGGUGUAGACCUUCCAAUUCAAACAACUGAAGAUGUGUUGUUUGGUUCUCAAUUUAAUCAGCCCAAAGAGCUUCCUACAGACUUCUCUGUGGAUCUCAGCUUUCUUCCAGAUAUUACCCAAGAUAACAAGCAACAAAAUCUAUCUGAAUAUGGUCAUGAAACACAAAAGGAGCUUGAUGGGUCAGUAUCAAGAAAUGAGGACAGCAGUGUCUUCAUGGAUGAAAGCAGCUUGUCCUAUCCAGAUGCAACUCAACCAUCUCCUGAAGCAUCUGGCACGUGUCCUCCAAUGACACCAAUGACUCCUAUGACACCAGUAACACCUGCAUCAGAAAGCUCUGGCAUAGUUCCUCAGUUGCAGAAUAUAGUGUCGACUGUAAACUUGGCUUGUAAACUAGAUCUGAAGAACAUAGCUCUGCAUGCCAGAAAUGCAGAGUAUAACCCAAAGAGGUUUGCUGCUGUCAUCAUGAGAAUCAGGGAACCACGAACAACAGCCCUCAUCUUCAGUUCUGGAAAAAUCGUCUGCACAGGAGCAAAAAGUGAAGAGCAAUCGCGGCUCGCAGCCAGGAAGUAUGCACGUGUGGUGCAGAAACUUGGGUUCCCUGCCAAGUUCCUGGACUUUAAGAUACAGAAUAUGGUUGGGAGCUGUGACGUGAGGUUCCCCAUCCGGCUGGAAGGCUUGGUUCUCACUCACCCGCAGUUCAGCAGCUAUGAACCUGAACUAUUUCCUGGCCUUAUUUAUAGGAUGGUCAAACCGAGGAUAGUGCUGCUUAUCUUUGUGUCUGGAAAAGUUGUACUGACUGGAGCAAAAGAGCGUUCUGAAAUCUACGAGGCAUUUGAGAACAUCUACCCCAUUCUAAAAGCUUUCAAGAAAGCAUCAUAA
Harpia harpyja (harpy eagle) is the source of this 984-nucleotide messenger RNA. It is a transcript of the gene TBPL2, whose product is annotated as TATA-box binding protein like 2. NCBI's taxonomy places the organism in Eukaryota, Metazoa, Chordata, Aves, Accipitriformes, Accipitridae. The transcript has 7 exons. The record is from RefSeq and is a predicted model, not a curated record. Bases 1 to 984 code for a protein of 327 amino acids. Gene Ontology annotation, molecular function: DNA binding; RNA polymerase II general transcription initiation factor activity. Gene Ontology annotation, biological process: DNA-templated transcription initiation.